This is a messenger RNA of Dermacentor andersoni, 2034 nucleotides long. RefSeq names its product Fanconi anemia core complex-associated protein 24-like. Gene Ontology annotation, cellular component: Fanconi anaemia nuclear complex. Gene Ontology annotation, molecular function: chromatin binding. The record is from RefSeq and is a predicted model, not a curated record. Gene Ontology annotation, biological process: interstrand cross-link repair. Lineage: Eukaryota; Metazoa; Arthropoda; Arachnida; Ixodida; Ixodidae.
AAUAGUUUCUAUCACGCUUCUCGAGAUGGCGCACGUUGACAUGCUAAAGUUGCAGCAGUAUCAUCAUAUCAUUCGUAUCGUAAAGUGAUCUAGCACGCAUCACGUGGUUUUAUUUACGCGGUAACUUACGCGGUCUUCAUUACAACUGUUGCGAAAGGCCAAAUUGCAUUGGUUUCGGUAUGAACACGAGCAUUUGCGGACAGAUUUCACAGCUGACGUGCAACGUUAUUCGGAGAGACGUGUGUGUACCUGUUGGCCAUAUUGUGAUUGCUGAGAGAUGGGCUGGCAGCGAGUUGCAUACCGCCCUAAAGAGCUUGCUUCAAACAGUAGUUUCAGACCACUUGGGAUUGGUUGAUUUCUACCCAUCAAGUGACAGUGCUGUCCUGUACAUCACAGAGGCUGAUCUCCUCAGUGAGCAUGCUAUUAAGAGGAAGAUCGUAAAGUUGCGAAAGCGGCACGAACUGCAUCUAGGUCUUCGAGGAUGUGGACUGGAGCCUCGGCAACAGAACAAUGCUAAGAAGCCAUACGUCAUUGCCGAACAGGCCGAAGCCCUUCAAGAACAGUACAACAACUUGCAGCAGUUUGCAGUAAUGGAACUAGGAAUCCCUGUUAUGGCUGUGCAUAACCAACUUGAAGCAGCACAGCUUCUUGCUCAAAUGGAGGCUGUGGAGAGUGGAGAAAAGCAAAACCCUUUUUUAGCACCAUGGCGAUUACCUCCUUUGACUUCAGCACUUGCCACCUGCCUGCUACGAGUGCCUGGCUUAGGUGAAGUCAAAGCCAAGGCCUUGCUCCAGAAGUAUCACAGUGCGUUGACAUGUGGCCUUCGAGCAAUAGCUUCAUGCAGUACAGAAGACCUUACAAAAGCUGUAGGACCAGCAUCUGCAACAAGUAUUCACAAGUUCUUCAAUGGCCUCAAGUGAUGCAAGGGGCUAUGAAUAGAGAUGGCACGCUGUAGUGUUUACGCAUAAGGGCCAAUCAAAUGUAGACAGAUGUAUGGUUGGCAUUUGAAAGUUAGAUGGCACACAUCAUUGCUUGUACUACUGUGGCUUUGUGUGAAUUCUAUGAAAAUGUAACGUUGAAGGCUCAAUUUUGUGUUUCAUACCAAGUGCGUUCAUUUUGCCUACACUGCUACAAACCACUUCUCAGCAGUGCAUAAUAAGAAAUUGUGGAGCAUGAGUUCAGCAGUUCAACACAGCAUGCCUGUGAAAUCACUGAGUAACAAAUGCCGAAGUGCACGUGUGGUACAAACCUGCAUGGUGGCUGCAUGUGCACUGUCCGCUGGGUACUUCAUCAUUAAUGGUGACGAAGUCCGAAAUGCAGAUACAGUUGGCAUCUGUAGUGUUUCCUCUUUAAUAACUGCAGACGGCAUUGUCCCAUUUCUGCCAUAAGUGAAGAUAUGAUUAAUGUACAGAAAUGCGGGAGUCUAGAACAGGCCAUUGAUACCAAUGACAGAAAAAGAAGUACUACUGCAUAUGUGGUAUGUCUUUUUGUCCUGAACCUUUCGUAUCUUUAUUGGUGAACAGGAAGUAAAGAAAGAUGGGAAUAAGCAGGGUUUCUAUGAUGCUUACAUCUAUCUGCUGCACUGCUGCUUAGCACCUGCACCAAGUCAGCACUGCCAGUAGGAGGGUUUAGCAAAACCGUGAACCAUUCCGGCACAUUCAAAACGGACAGCUCGUUACAGCACCAUGCGAUUUUGUUAAGGCGAACCAAACACUCACAUAAUAUAGACCCGAGGAUAAAAGGGCAGUUGGUGUUUCUGAAGGCAACUACUACUGUGUGUGCAUAUGAAGCACAGCAGUGGCAAUGCACAUGGGCUGGUUUUCAGACAAGCUUAAUCUGCGUGCACCUGAAUGGCAGUAGAUAACUCAAUGAAGCAAUAAAUGCCUGUUUGAAAUACCUGCGAUGCUCUGUAUCUUGAGAGAAUGUGUAAUAACCCUGCAACUAUUAUUUUAUACCUGACAUUACCACCUGUUAAUAACUUUGUAGAAAUAAACAGUUUUUGUUAACUGAGUCAACAAAUAUUUAAGAUUUAAA